Messenger RNA from Branchiostoma belcheri (Belcher's lancelet), 4730 nucleotides. RefSeq names its product slit homolog 2 protein-like. The record is from RefSeq and is a predicted model, not a curated record. The coding region runs from base 224 to 3967 and encodes 1247 amino acids. Lineage: Eukaryota; Metazoa; Chordata; Leptocardii; Amphioxiformes; Branchiostomatidae. Gene Ontology annotation, molecular function: protein binding. The transcript has 2 exons.
AGAUGUGAAGUUUUCAGACUGCCACCUCACAGGCCAGGGACAGCUGCCCUGGGGUUGUACUGCAAGUCUGGCUUCCAAGUCUUGCAUGGGAAGGAGAAUUCCCAAGGAGUGAUUCCUCCCUGGAUUAUUGAGUUGGAUUUUUCUGCAAGUGCUGGACAUUUGGAGUGACCAGCAGUGCAGUGGGAAGUUGUGUAGGCCUAAGGCUUUGCACAAAACAGCCAAGAUGUGGAAGAUUACAGGCUUCGCGCUGCUUGUAGUUCUACAAGUGAGCGUGGCGCAGCGGCAGCCCGGCCGCGGUCGGGUGGCGGGGUGUCCUCAGGACUGCUUCUGUUAUCCCAACAACGUGGCGUACUGCCGCAACAUGGCGUCCAUUCCCGUGGGACUUAACCCGCGUACGCGAGGCCUUCUCAUCGCCGACAGCUCCCUCACAACCAUUCCCAAAAACGCCUUCAUGGGGCUUCCGUACCUCAUUGAGCUGAACAUCACGGACAAUCUCGUAUCAAGUAUCCAUCCAGAUGCCUUCAAUGGGUUGAAGAAACUCCAACGACUGGAUCUGUCGAAUAACAAGUUCAAGACCUUUCCUGGAGCAGCUCUCGCCAAGAUCAGCAAAGGGCUAACGUCUUUGAACCUCGGCGGUAACUUGAUUGCAGGAAGUCUUACGGCUGACUCCUUCAAGGGUAUGGAGGCUCUUGAGGUCCUGUACAUGUACAAUACCAACUUUACAACAGUCGAAGAUGGACUGUUUUCAAGUCUUAAGAAACUUACAGUCCUGGAUCUCUCCAAAAACAACUUCCAAUCUCUUCCUGAGGGAGCAAUCAAGGGACUUGACAACUUGAAGGAAAUCAUCAUGUUUGGAAACCCUUUUGCCUGCAACAAAGACGCGUCUUGGCUUAGCGGCUGGAUCGAGAAGAACCCACCUGAGAUCGGAGCUGGUCCCACCUGUAUGGAUCCUCCACGCUUUGCUGGUUAUGCUGCAGCUGCCCUGCCAAGUGCAGUGCUUGGAGGAGAGUAUGAGAUGGUGACGAUAGACUGCACUGUGGAAGCCACACCACCACCAGAAGGGGAUGGCCGCCCUCCUCCUGUCCAGGCAGCCAGCAUCAAAGGCCUCGUCUGGAAGUGUCCGGGUACAACUGUCCUCAAAGCUGGUCAGUUUGAAGAGUACACUGACCUUGAGGAACUGGACAUCAGUGGCAACGGCAUUGUCGACAUUGAACCUGGAGCGUUCAGUUCCCUCAACAAGCUCAGAGUCCUCUACCUUAGCGACAACCUGAUGACAAGAAUGAAGGCUCCAGUGUUGAAUGACCUCAAGAGUCUUGAGAUCUUUGACGUGUCUGGCAACAAGUUCACAUACCUCCCUGCUGACAUUAAAGAGCGUUUACCAAAGAUUGAGUUCAUCGUUGGCUACAACAAUCCAUGGUCCUGCGAUUGCAACCUGGCUGCCAACAUGGACUUGAUUGCACACUACUUCCAUGAAAUCCCUGCCAUCUGUGCUGCUCCUCAAGAGUUGGAGGGUCGGGAAGUGCGAGAAGUUCCCGAAGAGGCAAUGAUCUGCACCCCUCCAGUCAUCACCUUCAUUGAUGAAUACGUGACAGUGAAAGAGGGCGGGGACGCUUUCCUGAACUGUGAGAUAUCUGGCCUUCCUGUUCCACCUGCAAGGUGGAAAACUCCUGAUGGCAAGGUGGUCACCAUUGACGAACCGGUUGGAAACAAGGAAGUUCUUGGCAACGGAACACUUUGGAUCAAGAGUGUCACGGGUGACGAUGGAGGUAAUUAUGUCUGCAUUGCUGACAAUGGAGGUGGCAUAGCAAGAGGAAAUGCUACACUACGUGUCUGUCCCAAAGUCUGUCGCUGCCUGGAUAUUUUGACGGUCCACUGCUUUGAUGAUGAGGUUUCAAAAAUCCCGUCAGACACACGUCUCUUCUUAAUGCUGGGCACUGACCUGACUGAAGUCAAGAAGGGCCUUUUCAAAGAUUUAAAGAACUUGGAAGAACUGGAUCUUGACAAUAAUCAAAUCUCGGACAUUGAAACUGGCUCGUUUGAGGACCUCUCCAACCUACGACUGCUGUUCCUGUACAGGAAUGCGAUGGAAAAGCUUCAAUCAGGCUUAUUUAAAGGCAUGACAAAUCUCCUACAGAUCUACUUGUCCUCAAACAACAUCACCACAGUAGAAGAUGGAGCAUUCGAGGGCCUUGAAAAUCUACAGUUGAUCCAGCUUCACAAGAAUCAGAUUGAAGAGAUCGGUGAUGGUGCCUUUAAGGGACUUCCAACUCUUAUUGACUUGGACCUCCACCUUAACAACCUCUCCACCAUCCCAGGGAAAGCAAUCUCUUCUCUGUCAAACCUGAAGCGGGUCCAGCUCUUUGAAAACAGGAUCACAAUGGUCAAGGAAGAUGACUUCAAGGAUUUGGAAAACCUCCAGAUGAUAUACCUACAGAAUAAUUUCAUCCAGGUGGUCGAAAAUGGAGCCUUCGCAAACCUGCCUGCCUUGCAGUGGUUGGACCUUUCCGGCAACAACAUCGUAGUCAUUCCUGCAGGUGUGUUCAAAGGACUUGAUGCCCUGCAACGUCUGGACUUGAGCAACAAUGCCCUGGUGACCUUACCUGCAUCCCUCAGGACUGAGCUUCCUUCCCUGAAGUUUGUCAUCGGAGCAGGGAACCCCUGGCACUGUGACUGCAACAUGAUUCCUCUCCGAGGGUGGUUCGGGUACUCUGCUGAUCAACCCCCUCUACCAGGCAGCGGACCUGUCUCUGGGGACCCCCCCUACAGGCCGUACUACGAGCCAGACCCCCUCCUUAACCAGGAGUUCCUCCAGUAUGCUGGACAGGGGCCCUACCAGACUGUUGGUGGUGGACAGUAUGGUGGGCAGUAUGGAGGUGGCCAGUACGGUGGUCAGUAUGGAGGUGGCCAGUACGGAGGUGGUCAGUAUGGAGGAGGAUACGACUACAGCCAGCAGUAUGGUGCCGGCGGUGGGGGUUAUGGUCAGCAGUACCAGUACGGCGCCGGCGGUGGCAGCUACGGCCAGCAGUACCAGUAUGGUGCAGGAGGCGGUUAUGACUAUGGCCAACAGUACGGCGGUGCGUACGGUGGCCAACAGGGCGGCGCAUACGGCGGUUACGAUUACAGCCAACAGUACGGAGGAGGCGGCUACGCACAGGGUGGUUCCUACCAGUACGGCCAAGGCGGUGGUUACGCGCAGGGCGGCUCGUAUCAGUAUGGCGGCCAGGGAGGCGGCGGCUCGGCUGCAGAUUCUGCAUUCCUCGAGCGCAUCCGGCAACUCCGAGGCGAGUCCAGCAGUUCGUCUGCCAACACUUACAGCUACCAGUUCUACAGGAACAGGAGGAGGCGCCAGGCACCGGGCGGAGGGUUCGCCACCUGCGCAUCUCCGUUUGCGUACGCCAACCAGGACAUCAACACCAUCCCGAUCUCCAGCCUUAUCUGCGAGGCCAUCCUCUUCGUCGAAAACGGUCUGGCCAUCCUCGUUGGAGAGGCCGCCUCUAUGCCCUGUAACAUCACCAAGGAGAUCGGCAUCGGAAAGUUCUGGGUGACGCCACAAGGUACCGUGGUCAAGUUCGGUGGAAGCGAGGAUCGCGUGAAAGUGGCUGACGACGGUACCCUGAGCAUCGAGGCGGUGACAGAGGAGGAUGCUGGUCCGUACGUGUGCAUGGGAGGAGAUCUGCCCGAAGUCUACUUCCUGAACUACGUGAAGGAGGUUACGACGCUGCCGCCGCCGCCAGCAACCGAGGCGCCGAUCGUAGACGUGGAGGGCGGAGCCCCCGAAUUCCCCGAGGGAGACUUCGACGGAAUUCCCCCUGAAUUCCCCGGACCUGGAGGUGAGGAAUUCCCACCAUUCCUACCCGGGGGAGAGGAAUUUCCGUUUCCUGAUGGCGGAGAGUUCCCCGACUUUCCAGAACUCUUUCCCCCCGAGCCGUUCCGUCCUGGCCGAGGAAGAGGCGACGUAAAAAAGUAGAGGACUGACAUGACAAACUGUGAGUAACCCACCAUCAAACAGAUGUGAAGGAAAGAGUAAGAUGAGAAACCAACACUGUUGUAUCUUCCAGAAAGGUUUGAAACAAUUGUAAACCUCAUGUCAACACUGUCAAAUCAAGGAGCUAUACACACUUGAGGUAAUUUUAGUCCAAAAAGUCACUGUUGUAUGAGGAUACUGGUAAAUUUGUAGGGAGAAAUCUGGCUCUUCAGAAUCAGAACCACAGUCCAGACCAGUUUGUUUUUGACAAAUUAACAGAUUUACCAGAUCUACUGCCAGGGUUUCUUUGCAUUCCAUUGAUGUACAAGUAACAGACAAAAAAUACCAACCAUAACAGAAGUUAUUUUUUUUCUUUUGACCAUGCAUUUUUUACUGCUUACUUAUCCAUAAGUGACCGGAAAGUUGGAUCAGGUAUAGCAUGAUAAUGGUUGAGUAGCUGUGAAAAUUGUUGUAUUGGAGUUGAUAGUAUUCAACAGAAGUGUAGGCUGAAAUGUGCUAAAUUGUAUAUUUCUAGAUACAUUUGACCGUAUGUCGCAAGCAGGACUUGAAAACUGACUUUUCAGUCUUCAGUCCCAUUAAUAUCUGUAGACAGAUUCAAAAUAGUGAUGUAUCAAAAAUAGGGAUAUGUUAUCUUUUUUCUAGAAGGUUAUUGUAUAAUCUAGAAGCUUUUUCUGUCACAAGACAGUCAUGAUAUAACACUUUUGUCUCAGAGGCAUUUUUGGAUUAAACUCAAUGUAAUGUGCUG